Molecule: messenger RNA, 1434 nt
Organism: Striga hermonthica
Lineage: Eukaryota; Viridiplantae; Streptophyta; Magnoliopsida; Lamiales; Orobanchaceae
Source: the annotation of a GenBank genome assembly
AUGGCCGCCGAGCUGAGGCGAGGGAUCUCGCGGCAGCUGUCGACGGGGUCGGUGACGAAGAGCGGCAAGUUCAGCUUCGGGCGGCAGAACUCCAUGGACCCGCGCCGCAACAACUUCCGGUUCAGCUUCGGGCGGCAGUCCUCGCUGGACCCCAUCAGGCGGACACCCGUGGCCGACGACGGCGGCACAGGGGCCGAAGGAGAUCUGGCGGUGCCGGAGAAUCUCGACUCGACUAUGCAGCUUCUGUUCAUGGCGUGCCAGGGGGAUGUCGAGGGGGUUGCAGACUUGCUGGAUGAAGGGGUUGAUGUUAACAGCAUCGAUCUUGAUGGCCGGACUGCACUUCACAUUGCCGCCUGUGAGGGCCACGUGGAGGUUGUCAGGCUUUUGUUGAGCAGGAAGGCCAAUAUCGAUGCUCGAGAUCGGUGGGGUAGCACGGCUGCCGCUGAUGCCAAAUAUUAUGGAAACAUUGAUGUUUACAAUAUUUUGAAGGCUCGUGGGGCCAAAGUUCCAAAAAUCACAAAGACUCCAAUGACGGUUGCAAAUCCUCGUGAAGUCCCUGAAUAUGAGCUCAACCCAUUGGACAUUCAAAUACGAAGAAGCGAUGGUAUCUCUAAGGGAGCUUACCAAGUUGCUAAGUGGAAUGGCACAAAAGUUUCGGUAAAGAUACUCGACAAGGAUGGCCAUGCAGACACUGAUUCUAUAAAUGUCUUUCGACAUGAGUUGACCUUACUAGAAAAGGUUCGGCAUCCUAAUGUCGUUCAAUUUAUUGGUGCUGUCACACAAAACAUGCCGAUGAUGAUUGUUUUGGAGUAUCAUUCAAGAGGAGAUCUGGCUAGUUACCUUCAGAAAAAGGGGCGCCUCUCCCCGUCUAAAGCAUUAAGAUUUGCUCUUGAGAUUGCCAGAGGCAUGAAUUAUCUUCACGAAUGCAAGCCUGAACCAAUCAUACAUUGUGAUUUAAAGCCAAAAAAUGUUUUGCUCGAUUUUGGAGGGCAGCUGAAAGUUGCAGGGUUCGGUGUUAUUAGGCUGUCAACAAUCUCACCCGACAAAGCAAAAUUGGUGCAGCCUGAGGCGAUUGAUCGUUCAAGUUUCUAUGUAGCUCCUGAACUUUACAAAGAUGAAGUAUUUGACAGAAGUGUAGACGUGCACUCUUUUGGCGUUAUGCUUUAUGAGAUGAUGGAGGGAGCACCGCCAUUUUCUUCCAAAUCUCCUGACGAGGCUGCAAAAUUAAUUUGUUUGGAAGAAAAGAGACCUUCAUUUAAGUCAAAAUCCAAAUCUUUUCCUUUAGAACUAAAAGAGUUAAUCGAGGAAUGCUGGCAUCCGGAUUGUGUUGUGAGGCCGACAUUCUCCGAGAUCAUCAUUCGACUCGAUAAAAUCGUCAUGAAUUGUUCUAAACAAGGAUGGUGGAAAGACACUUUCAAACUCCCAUGGAAAUGA